Messenger RNA from Cladocopium goreaui, 915 nucleotides. The record is from the annotation of a GenBank genome assembly. Lineage: Eukaryota; Dinophyceae; Suessiales; Symbiodiniaceae.
UUGACUCCAGGUGGCGCUUAGUUACUUCCGGUAGCGUAGCACUUACUACCCAUACAUUGCCUCUUGAACGAUCGGUGCGAUCUAGUUGGCCGAGAACCAUGGCUCCGAAAGAAUCGACACCUUUGAUGGAUCCUGGCACUGUACCCGGCGAUCUUGCCGAGAUCACUGAUACUGCAGUCCGUCAUGGCUUCAUCCGAAAAGUCUUUGGUAUCCUGGGAGCUCAGCUUGUCGCUACCUCUGUGGUAGCUGGUUCAAUCGCGGUCUUGGGUGCGAAGCUUGUGGUUUACAAUCCAGUUUUGGUAUCGGUGUUAAUGGUGCUCUCCAUGGUGAUGCUCAUCAGUAUGACCUGUGUCUUCAUUUGCUGCCCUGACACUAUGAGAACGACCCCGCAGAACUACAUUUUGCUGUCGCUCUUCACAUUGGCAGAGGCGGUGUUGGUGGGCUUCAUUUGCGUCCAAUACACCAUCCAGUCUGUGCUUGUGACAUUUGCCGUCACAGCUCUGGUGACUUUGGCACUCAUGCUCUUCAGUCUCCAGACGACGUAUGACUUCACCGGCUUUCUUCCGUACAUGUUCGCUGGUUGCCUGGUGCUGAUGUUCAUGGGCUUGGCCAUCUCCAUCUCAGCCGCCUUUGGGGCUGCAGGCAGUGGCGCCUUCAAAGUUCUGAAUAUCGUGUACGCUUCGUUCGGUGCGCUUUUCUUCUCUUUUUACAUUAUCCUGGACACCCAGCUGAUUUUGGGCGGAAAGCACAGCAAAUUUAGGUUCCAGUUGGAUGACUACUGCAUGGCGGCCAUCAACAUCUAUUUGGACAUCGUGCAGCUCUUUCUGUUCCUGUUGCAGCUCUUGGGUGAGCGGAAAUGAUCACAGCAGCUAGGCCUACAGGCUCCACUGGCCGCCAAGACCAUGGGAGAGUGAA